Messenger RNA from Loa loa (African eye worm), 1376 nucleotides. Its product is annotated as CBR-CRM-1 protein. Lineage: Eukaryota; Metazoa; Nematoda; Chromadorea; Rhabditida; Onchocercidae. The transcript is spliced from 10 exons. Gene Ontology annotation, molecular function: protein binding; serine-type endopeptidase inhibitor activity. The record is from RefSeq and is a predicted model, not a curated record. Bases 9 to 1376 code for a protein of 455 amino acids.
UUAUAGAAAUGUGGCCGGAGAACUGCUUGAAAGCAAAAUGUGAUAUGGUAUAUUUGCAUAAAUGCCCGGAAGAUUCUCGGUUAGUAAUACCACCACCGCCACCCGGAGAAUGUUGCGCACCACCAGGAGAAUGUCAUUGUGAUAUACAGAAAUGUUAUCCAUUGGUACCUGUAUGUGAAAAGGGUCUUGAACGAGUCCUUAUAAAAAAAGGUAUCAAUGAACCAGGUCAUUGUUGUGAUAUCUUUGAAUGCAAACAGCCAGAAUUACGAUGCGAGAAUGUACAUUGUGAUCAUCGUUUUUUGGAUUACAACGAAGAGGAAUGUCCUGAUGAUAGCAUUCGAACUGCUAGCUAUGUACCAGCUGGAACUUGUUGUCCAAUUAGUCCUGAAUGUCGAUGCCGUGCAUCAAUUUGUAUACCCGCAUCAUGUCCCGAAGGUCAAAAGGUGAAGAUUUUACAAAAAGGUGAUGGAACACCUGGACGUUGUUGUGAUCAAUUUACCUGUGAAGAUGGUGAUGAUAUGCUAAGCGCAAAUGGUAAACGAUGUCCAUAUAAUGGUGAAAUGUAUGAUGACGGUGACCAAUGGCAUACAAGUAGUUGUGAGCAGUGCAAAUGUAAAGGUGGCAUUGCAUUAUGCAGUAAAAUGACCUGUCCCAGUCCUCCAUCACACUGUACUUGGGUAGCUAUACCGGAAAAUGAAUGUUGCCCAGUAUGUCUUGGAUGUCAAGCAGAUGGUGAAAAGCAUAAACGAAAUGAAACAUGGCAAAAAGAUGAUUGUACGAGUUGUUCGUGUGGCCCAGAUGGUGUACAUUAUUGUCAAAAACAUAUGUGCCAAGUGGAAUGUGAUAAUCCAAGAAAAAUCCCAGGCCAAUGUUGUCCUAUUUGUGAUGAGCCAACAGUAAUAGUAAAUCCAGCAAUCUGUCCAUCAUUAGAGCAUUGUCCACUACGAUGUGAAAAUGGUCUAUUACGUGAUUCAAAUGGUUGUUUCCAAUGCAAAUGCGCACCUGUACAAAACAUAAUCAGUAGCAAUUGUCGAGAACUCAGUGAUGUUAACUGUGAUAAAAUUUGUGCUCAUGGAUAUUUACGUGAUGCUAAAAGUUGUGCUGUAUGCAAAUGCGCUAAAUGUCCACCGCUUCAUCAAUGUUACAAACAUUGCUUAUAUGGUUUUGAAAGUAACAAUAAUGGUUGUCCAGUAUGUAAAUGUCGAGCAAUGAGUCGAAUUGAUGCCAAAUUGUUAUCAUUGCAAAAAGAGCCUGAUGGCUGGGAUAAAUGUUAUUCAUUUAGCACACAAACGGGUAAAUUAUAUGAGCGUGACAGUGGCGAAUGGUGGAAUGAUGGCUGUCGGCAUUGUUUUUGUGAACAAAAACAUGUUAGUUAA